This is a messenger RNA of Funneliformis caledonium, 939 nucleotides long. Lineage: Eukaryota; Fungi; Glomeromycota; Glomeromycetes; Glomerales; Glomeraceae. The record is from the annotation of a GenBank genome assembly.
AUGUAUGCAUCAAACCAAGGUCAUAGAAGAAAGUCACAAUCAGAUAGUAGACGAAACAGUAACGGAGUUCAAGGUUCCGAAAGUGGUGGAUCCGGUAGUGACAAUAAUGUUACUGAUGACAUCGUCAAAAUUACUGCUUCAUUAGACAAUAUUAAUAUAUGUGAUAAUGAAAAUGAAUCCAAGUCCGCCGCUCAAUCUACUACUAAUAACGACGCCUUGUCGACAGGCUCUCAGGGACAACAGGAGGUUGAGGAGUGGGAAAAGAGUGCAGAUGGCGAAGUAAAGAUUAACAAUGCUGUCAAUAGUCCUGGCGCUAGUCCUGUAGAUGGAAAUACGAAUCCAUUUGAUUGGUCAGCUAACAAACAAAAGGAAGGUCAAAGGAACGAUAAUGCUCCCAAAAAUGAAAAUAGAGGAGCCUUUAAAAAAGGACAUAAGAAAAGCAAGAGUAGUAAAAUUGAAUUCAAUUUUGAUCCAGAUGCAUUUGAGGGGUCAACUCGGAUUCUUGAUAUCUUUGAUUUUCCCGCAUCUUUCAAGACUCAUCAUCUCCACGAAAUUUUUCAAGAAUAUGAAAGUAUGCGUGGAGGCUAUCGCAUCAAGUGGAUGGAUGAUACUCGUGCUUUAAUCAUCUUUGAACAUCCAGUUACAGAUAAUGUUACAAAUCAAUUAGCUUCAAUCAAACCGUACGACGGCCCCACAGAUUUUCUUCAAAAAAGUCAGUUUUACGAUCCCAAUAAUGCUCAACCUCGAGCACGUCCUGCUACUACUGAUAUGGUCGCUAAGCGUCUUGUUCAUGGAGCUCUGGGUGUACGUACUAUUAGGUCACCUGAACAGCGUCAAGCAGAAAAUCAAAUUCUUCGGAAUGCUAGAGAUCAAAAAGACCAACAAAAGCGCAAUGAGACUAGACGUUCUCAAGAUGUGGACGCGGCCUUCAAUGAAUAA